This is a messenger RNA of Pocillopora meandrina, 894 nucleotides long. The record is from the annotation of a GenBank genome assembly. Lineage: Eukaryota; Metazoa; Cnidaria; Anthozoa; Scleractinia; Pocilloporidae.
AUGGAGUUGCUGAGGAAAGACAAAGGACCGAGUCUUGGCCAAAUGGUUGGAUACUACGCGAGCGAUGAACUUUGGGCCGCCAUGUUGGCUUUUCGAAAGGCGGUCAAAGAUAGCGGUGGUACAGCGUUUGAACGUGCUUAUGGAUUGAAUCUGUAUGACUACAUUUACAGAGCUGAGGAAAUGGAGUAUUUUGCUCCCACGAGGUCAGGAGAUAUGGUUUCUGACAUGGGUAUGAAACAGAGGAGAUCAGAAUUCGUACACAAUUACAAUCGUGCAAUGAUCACAUUGUCCAAGAUGGAUUUGGACAGCGCGCAGCCAACUUUGUUUAUAGUGUAUCCCUGGGUCAAGAGCGAUCGAAUCAUGGACAUUGGGGGAAGAAAGAGUCAGUUUUUAUCGCAGAGACUGUGAACAUAUUAAAGGAGUAUUAAUUGACUUUCCCGAUGUAGUCGAGCGUGCCAAAUUGUUCCUAGCCAAAGGAAUGUACCAGAUCACAGAGUGACAUUGCUGAAAGGAGACAUCCUGGAUGGAAUUCCGAAAGGCAAAGAGGUAGAUACAAUCAUUGCGAAAAAUUUAUUUGUAAUUUUUACAGAAGAUGGGAUGGUAAAAGUUUUGGAAAACUGUCGUCAAGUUCUUGCUGCACAUCGCAAAUUUAUUAUUGUUAACAGUUGCAACCCUGAAGCGAAAGAUACGGAGCAUAAUGUUAACAAAACUGGUUUACAUCUGGAUUUUCGUGGCAUUCAUAUCAUGGCAAUGAGUAUGAUGGGACAUUUCAGAACGAAGAGUGAGUGGCUGAACUUGAUUGACAGGUUAUGCAAGAAAGUGGCCUUUCGACUAAACGCAGUCUAUGAGACUGGUGAUGGUCCUACAUUAUUUGAGCUGCUAAAUUGCGAAUAG